AACGAUACCUCCUGUGUCUGCUGAGCUAUGUUCAAUAGAUGGCGCAGUUCAAAUGUUGAGAAAGUCACAUUAUACCCAAAGACUAACGCGUUGCAACACGUUGUCUGAUUCUGAAGGAAAGACGGGUGGAAUAUUUACAUCAGUUUAUAAAGCGAUUUUGUUUUUAUUGUGUGAUAUUUGCUGAGGAACUUGAGGAAGGUUUUGACACACAGUGAAGUUCCUAACACGCAUGGGAACAUGUCAGGAGUGUGUCAGGACCGAAGCAGCCGGUGGCAGAGUAUUGAAAAAGGGCUGCAGUUUAUCCAGUCUACCCUGCCGUUCAGUGGCUCUCAAGAGGAGUAUGAGGUGUUUCUUCAGGACCUGGUGAGGAAUCUGUUCGGGGAGGGCAACGAUGUAUUCAGCGAAGGGGAUUGGGCUCGGUCUGUGGAGCACUACACCGAGGCCCUAGGCGUAUCUGAAUAUGCCGAAUCGGAGGAGAUCAACAUACCUUGUAAAACGAGGGAGAGGCUGCAUGCGAACCGUGCUGCAGCUUACUUACACAUGGGCCUCCACGACCAAGCCUUCGAGGACUGUGAACAAGCUCUUCAGCUGAACGAGAACAACUACAGAGCACAGUAUAGGAAAGCCCGAUGCUUGAAAGAGAUGGGAAGACACCAGGAGGCUUAUGACAUCAUUGCUAAGUGCUCCAUGGCAGUGCCUCAGGAUGCCAGAGUGAUUGAACUGACUCAGGAGCUUGCCAAAAUACUGGGAUUGAAAAUUCGUAAAGCCUAUGUCAGAGGCAAGCCUGCCUUAAACGUUUUAUCUGGAUCCUGUGCAUCAGGAGCAACAAAUGAAAAGUUAUCUCAGAACUCUGCUUCUGUGGAAGACAUUGAAAUAGAUGAGUGUCAGUUUACUCAAGUUGUUGGCACUUUGUUGCCAGUGAACAUCCCGGUGUGUCCUCCCGGGAGUCAGAAAACGGAAGUGGAGCCUCAGCAUGUACCCAUCCAUACAAUACCACCCACUGUAACCCCCGCCGAGCGACCGAAUCCUGAGCCUGUUCCUCUGGUUAUGCCUGCAGUAAAUGAAUCCAAGCCCAGUGAUACUUAUGCACAGCUGGACUUGGAUGGAGAGUUUUUAGGAGAUGAUCUGGACGAACUGCUGGAUAAAGCAGCUCCAGCUGACCUGCCCAUGGUCAUUCCAACAGUGACUGGUCCUCUUCCCUUAACAAGCAGUAUUGGUACCCCGUGUUCCAUGGCUGCGCCUCUUCAGCCGCACCCCUACAUGAGCCACACAAUGCUCAUGGCACCACCGUGCACAGUGACUCUGCCUGCACCUUAUCACAAACCCAGCACAUCGCUCUACUACUCCAGCCUGGACUCGUUCCCUUCACAGCUGGACUCGUUCCCUUCACAGCUGGACUCGUUCCCCUCACAGCUGGAUUCGUUGGAUAGCUUAUCUAUUGCGGAAUCUCCGCCAGAAAAAGGUUUUCCACUGGAAACAGGUUUUGGCCAGCAUUCUUAUAUGAUGGGUGCCAGUGAAAGAACCUUGCCCACGCUGCCACCCAUGGGAUUGAAGUUCAGCAUGUCAGAAAGCAGUACUUAUACACAGGAGCUUCCACAGCAGGUGGACCUUGCCAAGAAUCCACUUGCUGAAAGCCAUGAGUUUAAACAAGCCUGUGCUAUGUGCUUUGUUAAAACCGGGCCUGGGCUGCUAGACUACACCUUUUAUUAUUCCGAGGAUCAUAAAUGUAAAAAGGACUUGUUGAUCGGAAGAAUCAAACAUGCUGAGGAUCUUGCAUGGAAAUUGAUCCGGCCAAGGCCCACCAAAAAUCAGUACAUGGGGCUAUAUUAUAUUUGCAAAGAUGUCGCUAACGGAGAAGAAUGUAAGUACCCCGGUCACUGCACAUUCGCCUACUGCCAAGAAGAAAUUGAUGUCUGGACCCUGGAGCGCAAGGGCUUCAUCUCCAGAGACUUGCUGUGCGAUACAAACGGGAGCCGAGCAAAGAUUAAUUUGACUGUUUCCAAAAUCCUACAGGAGCACCAAGGGAUAUUUCUGUUUCUCUGCGAGGUGUGCUUUGAUCACAAACCCAGAAAAAUCAGCAAGCCUGGUAUCUGCUCUCAUCAAGUGAAACCGCAUGGGUUUGAUCAGAAUAAGUGCCUGGUCCAUUUAUUGAAGAACCCUACGCUGAAGUAUUCCAAAAUUCGCCCAUACACUCCACCGUGCCAGCUGGAUCUGUGUAGGCACGCAGUGCGCUAUGGCUGCCAGCGAGAGGACUUCUGUUUCUUUGCCCACAGCUUCGUCGAGCUUCAAGUGUGGAUGAUGCAGCGUGAGCAAGGUAUUACACACGAAACUAUUGUCCAGGAGGCGAAGAAGUUUUGGAAUAUUGAGAACAGCACACGAGAACAGGAGCUGCAGGCCGUCUUGAAGAAGUUCGGGCCCCCUAAUCUUAAAAUGCAGUUUGUGUGUGGGCAGUGCUGGAGGAACGGCCAACUCACUGAGCCCGACAAGAACAAGAAGUACUGCAGCGCUAAAGCCAGACACCUCUGGUCCAAAGACAGACGAGUGGUCCUGGUUAGCUCAGUCGAACGGAGGAAGUGGACAGAAGUUCGCCCUCUCCCAACAAGAAAGCCUGCUCCUGCUCAGUUUGAGAUUUGUUUGCAUGUGGCUGCGGGCAAGAAAUGUCAGUAUAUUGGGAACUGCACUUUCGCCCACAGCAUGGAGGAGAAAGAUCUAUGGACGUAUAUGAAAGAUAACAAUAUUGCAGAUAUGGAGCAGCUGUAUGAUGAUUGGCUUCAGUCUCAGAGGCCAGGCAAUGGUGAAGAGAACUCAAGCAGUGCUGCUAAGGAGAACGGGAAACAGAUUCACAUGCCUACAGACUACGCAGAGGAAGUGGCUGGAAACCACUGUUGGUUGUGCGGGAAGAACUGCAACAGUGACAAACAGUGGCAGCAGCACAUCACCUCAGAAAAGCACAAGGACCGCAUGUUCAACUCGGAGGAUGACCAGAACGGCUGGCAGUAUCGCUUCCCCACGGGAGUUUUCAAAGUCUGUGAGCGGUUCCUCAAGGGUACGUGCCCCGAUGGCGAGAUGUGUACUAUGGCCCACGGCGACAAGGAGCUGAAGGAGUGGAUGGACCGCAGAGAAUUUCUACUGAUGAAACUCGCCAAAGCCCGAAAGGAUCACUUGAUCUCGCCAAACGAUAACGACUUUGGCAAAUAUAGUUUUCUGCUUAAAGACAUUAAGUAAACUUUCAUUAAUUCAAAAAUGUGCCAGAGUGCGUUUGAAAAUCGUGUGUCGGGAAUACAGUAUUGACGUGGGCGAGCUCCAGUGAAGCUCCCUACAGUUCGAGAGUGUGCACAUUCUUUUUUUUUUUUCUUUCUCUCUCUGGUUGAGGUUAAUGGAAAACAUGGACCUGGAGCUGCGUUCUGCUAAACUAUGGCUUCGUUAAUUUUAACACGGGAGAAAAAAAACACAUCAUGGUUAAUGUUCCAGCUCAGUAAGUGUUAUACAAUGGGCCUCUUUUCAGAUUCCUUGAGUUGUAAUCAGGCCAAAGACACCAAAGAAGAAAGAAUACAGUAUAAAUCAUAUAUUAAUAUUUGAUCACCUGAUCACAACAGGCUUAUGCGAGAAUUUGAUGGAUUGGUUUCCUGGACAUAGUUCCAGGAAACCAACCCGCCCAGUUUUCCCCUUUACAUUUUCUGCCAUGUAAUUCUCUUUUAGGUCCUGGCUUCAGCAUUAUUUUAUAUUCCCUGGUCUUAGCAUUGAAUUGGCCUGUUGGUAAUGGUAAAAUAAUGGUCAUAUAUUAUACAUUUAUCAUGUGACAGGAGCAUGAGGAGUAAACAUGAAGCAGUAUAUGAUGAAUAAGUCGGGGGGAAUUUCAACAAGAUGGUUUUGAAUACGUUUUGUUAGAUAGUUGGAGUUUAGUCGUCUCAUCACGCUGAGGUAAGCUUAAAUAUAUCUACAUUUUUUUCCCCAAGUUUUCUAGCUUUACUAGGUUCCCAUUCUACAUAUGUUAUGUUCUGACUUGAUCCCAAGUAACAAUCGUAUUUAUAUUAUUGAAACAUCUGCGACAGAUGCACUAGAGCCGGUCGGAAAACUCGAACCGAGAUGCUGCACUUUCAUCCUUUAAGUCUUUAGUAUUGCUGUGAAAUCACACAGGCGGUGUAUGUUUCACUUGCCAAACCAAACUGUGUGUCAUUGUAGAAAAUCAUAUUUUACCGCCUUAUUUUGUCUGACUUUUAGUGUUUUAAGUAUGAUAUUCCUUCCAGAACGCCCUGUCCCACCACAUAAAACUCAUAAAUGCCUUCAUCCUGCUAUAAAGUGAAAGAAGUCACUCAACACUUGAGAUGGCAUGAAUAAAUGAUAUGGUCGUGUAUAGUUCUCAGUAUUUAAUAUUAACAUCUUGUUUAAUGCCAUCUAGCUGUGAGACACACAUGGGGGGGGCCAGCACUGAAAAAUAUCAUUGUUUAUGCAUAGUUAAAGCAUGUUGCAAAGAAUUUUUUCAGUGUUUGUUUAUUUUUUUAUGAACAAUACAUUAGGUAUGUCAACUAUAAGCCGUACCCAUGUGUAAGAAAGUGUUACUACUAAAAUCCAGACUCACUAGUCCCCAAGUGUGUGUUCAGCUUUUCGUUCCAACCAUGCAGGAACACCCCAUUCUGCUUGUUUGAUCAGAUCUUAGUUUUCGAUCAGAGAUAUUUUUUUUUGUUGUUCUUAUUCUAUUUAAAAUAUAUGUUCAAAUGAUGUCCUUGAUUGACCUUGGGUCUUGUAUAGUGAAGGAGUAAUUACCGAAUUCCUGAUUUAAUCCAAAUUUUUUUUUUUUUUUUUUUUUUUUUUUUAAACAGCGUUGUGCUGUCCGGCUUUACUGGUAUUAUCGCUCCUUUGGGCCUCCUGUUAAGCAGCAUCUGUCCAGUUACGUUUGUUUUCCCACCUCACGCGGGACAACUCCGUAUAAAAAUACUGUCAUUCUUAAAUAUUCACUUAAUUCGCUUUAAGUUCACGAUCACGGUUUUAUUUCAGAUUCAAAUCAUUUUUUUUUCUUUCAAGAUUUUCGGAUCUUAUUACGUUUUACAGUUUUAUUCAUCAAGCGUUAUUGAGAGUUGAGGUGAAAAAUACGUCUGGAGAUCUGAACUCAGAACCUUCUGAUCAUGAGGUUAGGACCACUGAACCAUAGCAGUUGGGAGUUGGAUAUUUUUUUUCUUCUUCUUUCCUCUCUGCUUGACUGAUUUGAGACUAACGUGUGAAUAAAACAGAACAUGUUCAUAA
Messenger RNA from Ictalurus punctatus (channel catfish), 5241 nucleotides. RefSeq names its product zinc finger CCCH-type containing 7A (gene zc3h7a). Gene Ontology annotation, biological process: miRNA processing. Bases 238 to 3225 code for a protein of 995 amino acids. The record is from RefSeq and is a predicted model, not a curated record. The transcript is spliced from 23 exons. Gene Ontology annotation, molecular function: protein binding; miRNA binding; metal ion binding. NCBI's taxonomy places the organism in Eukaryota, Metazoa, Chordata, Actinopteri, Siluriformes, Ictaluridae.